Molecule: messenger RNA, 1131 nt
Organism: Lathyrus oleraceus (garden pea)
Lineage: Eukaryota; Viridiplantae; Streptophyta; Magnoliopsida; Fabales; Fabaceae
Exons: 2
Coding region: 1-1131 (376 amino acids)
Source: RefSeq, a predicted model, not a curated record
AUGGCAGAUGCCUUGGCAACUUUGGCUUCCAUGAUCAUUGUGAAUCAUUGGAAUGAUGUGCCUAAGAUCGAUGUUAUGCAUCUUGAUAGACAUGCUCGUGUAUUUGAAAUGGAAGAAGUCUCUGAUGAUAAGCCAUGUGGUUCAGAGAAGACCCCUACACCAGCAUUUAUUGCAGAAGCACUUCACCUAGAAACGUCUAUUGUGAAGGCCAACUUCACUAAAAAAGGAGGGAUUAUAGGUCUAACCUAUAGAUUCAUGUUGGAGAAAGCCUUUAUCUUUGAAGAAGCAGAUAGUAGAGAUGCCUUUGAAGCCAUUUUUGAUCUACUCAUUUAUGGAAUUAGGCUUUUCCCAAACAUUGAUGACUUUGUGGAUGUUAAUAUUGUACGAAUCUUCUUAAUUGGUAACCCAAUACCCACAUUACUUGAAGAUACCUACCAUUCUAUCCAUCACAGGACUAAGAAAGGUGGUGGAACCAUUCUUUGUUGUGCAUCUCUCCUAUAUAAGUGGUUUAUUUCUCACUUACCCAGAUCCAAACUCUUCAGGGAGAAUUCGCAGAAGCUCAGAUGGUCUCAGAGGUUCAUGUCCAUUGAUCAAGGGAGUAUACAUUGGUAUGACCCCUCCUAUGAUGUUAGAGUAAUUAUUGACAGUUGUGGUGAGUUUCCUAAUGUACCUCUCCUUGGUGUACAUGUGGUAAUUAACUAUAACCCCAUCCUUGCCAGACACCAGUUAGGAUAUCCUAUGGCAGAUAAACUCGAUAACCUUCUGUUGUCAGGUUUCUUUUACCUCAACGAAGAAGAGAGUUUCUGUCUGAAGGAUAGAAUCAUACAUGCUUGGCGCAACAUCCAUAGGAAAGGAAAAUACCGAUUAGGAAGAAAGAACUGUGUUGCUUUUGAGCCCUACACCCAAUGGGUUUGUGCUAGAGCUAGUGAACUUAAGAUGCCCUAUGCUCCUAAGAAGCCCUUAUUCCCUUAUGCUAUAAUAUUAUCAUCCACCAUUCCUAUUAAGAAUAGGGAAGAGUUUCAAGAAAUUUUGGAUAGGUUGAAAUUGGAAAGAGACACUUGGGAAGGCAAGUACCAUGUGUUGAAACAUAAGAAGAUGAAGAUUGGAGCAGCAGCUAAAGGAGAAAGAUGA